Messenger RNA from Hansenula anomala, 930 nucleotides. RefSeq lists its product as uncharacterized. The record is from RefSeq and is a predicted model, not a curated record. Lineage: Eukaryota; Fungi; Ascomycota; Saccharomycetes; Phaffomycetales; Wickerhamomycetaceae. The transcript has a single exon. Bases 1 to 930 code for a protein of 309 amino acids.
AUGGUUCUUAUUUCUACUCAAUCACGUUUUAUUGAAAUGAGAGUCUCUAGACAAUUAGCCAAACAAUUGACUAACGUUAGAAAACUUUAUGGCAGCUCAGCUGCUAAGUCUGCUUAUGGUUCUUUUGAUAAAAAAGCCCAUGAUUCGUCAGCCUCUGAUUUUGAUGAAUCAAAACAUUUUUUAACUUAUUUUAAAACAGGUGGUGCUAAAGUCUACAGUCAAGCUGAGUUGAUUAAAGCAGUUAAUGAAAUAACUGGUACUGUUAUUAAACCUUUUAAUUCUGCUGCUGAAGCUCAAGAACAUCUGGCUUCAAAUCCUCCUCAAGUUAAAUCUGAGAUCUUGCAAAGAGUUUUGGAUUUAAACCAGGAAGAUGUUAUUCGUCAACAACGUGAAAGUGGUGUUGUCAAAUUAUAUACCAAUGCUUUUAAUAAGAGAGUCAGUCAAUAUUCUUUUACUGGUUAUUCAGUUUUUGCUGAAGAUAAUUCAAUUGUUAUCUCUGAGUCAAUUGAAAAAAAGACUAAAAAAAGUUUAGAGAAAGCUCACUUGGAAGCUGUUUAUCAUGCUUCUUUGGCCAUUUAUGAUCAAAUCAUGGAUUUGAAAACUGGUGAGCCACCAACUGCUGUUGGUAAAUAUGAGAUUUGGACUUCAGCUCCUCAAAUUCAUUUGUAUCUUUCAAGAGUCGAAAAGAAUGAAGAAAAAUGGAUGAAGUCCCUUGAACCUGAGGAUCUUGAAAGUUUGAAAAGACUUUUGUUCAUUAGAGAUUUCUAUAAAGCAAAUGCUGAUUUAUUUGAAGGUUUUGAAUUCAAAAUUGUUUCAAUUGGUGAUAUGGAUCUUCGUUCUGAUAAAAUGUUUAUUGAAUCCAAGAGAUUAGCUGUUGACGGAGCUGCUGAUGGUGCUCCAGGAAACUUAAGACACAAAGUUUUUGAUUGA